CACGCUGGAGUCCUCGCUCGCCGCCUGUCCCGCCAAGCUGGCGUCCUCCGUCGCGGACCUGCUGCGGGCGCUGCAGCCCAACAUGGCGCUCAUGAGUGGACUUGGUGGCCUUGGAUCUUUUGGCUCCUUCGGAGCGUUCUCGGCAUUAAACUCCCUGAGUGUUAAUGCGGUGGGUUCAGGCGGCCUCGGUGGCUCCAGCAGCCCCGUGGUGCCCACCCCGUUAGUGCCGCUGCCCUCUCUCUCCUUUACCGCCGCCCAGGUGGCCGCCGUCUGCGAGACUCUGGAGGAGAGUGGAGACAUGGAGCGUCUAGGCAGAUUCUUGUGGUCGCUGCCGGUGGCUCAUCCUCACCUACAGGACCUCAAUAAACACGAGGCUGUGCUUCGAGCCCGCGCUCUCGUCUCCUUCCAUUUGGGUAACUUCCGAGAGCUGUAUGCCAUCCUGGAAUCGCAAAGGUUUUCCAAGCCGUCGCACGCGCGGUUACAGGCGCUGUGGCUGGAGGCGCACUACCAGGAGGCGGAGCGGCUCCGCGGCCGGCCGCUGGGACCUGUCGACAAGUACAGAGUUCGUAAGAAGUUCCCUUUCCCGAGGACAAUCUGGGACGGGGAGCAGAAGACCCACUGCUUCAAGGAGCGAACCAGGGCCCUUCUUAGAGAAUCCUACCUGCAGGACCCAUACCCCAACCCCAGCAAGAAGAGAGAGCUGGCCUCAGCCACUGGCCUCACCCCAACACAGGUCGGCAACUGGUUCAAGAACCGUCGUCAGCGAGACAGAGCGGCCGCCGCCAAGAACAGGAUGCAGCAGUUCGGCGCCACCGGCAUCCCCGCCACUCGCCGAGAGGCUGACACUCGGUCGCCUCUUGAUGACGACGAUGAGGACCUUAUCAACCCAGGCUCUCCGAACACCUUCGAGGACGACAUCUCUGAGGACGAGGUUUCUCUAGACGCUCGCUCCUCGUCACCUGCCCCAACUGCCACGUCCCUUGGCCUUGUCCCUGCUUCCAGUGCACCAGGGCCGCCGUGUAGCCUGCCUCUGCCCCUGGACACCAAACCUCCAACCUCUCCUGGAGCCAUGACACUCCUCGCUCCUGCCAAGGACUCCGCCAAGGACCAGGAACGGGACUCGCCAGGACUGAAGGAGGUUCCUCAGGAAGGCAAAGCGGUGUUGUCUGAGCCGCCGUCGAGUCUGCCAACCUCCCUGCAGGCACUGGCUCCCGCCCUCACUAUCGCCUCUCUGGUGUCCUCCCAUAAGCGGCCCGCCUCGCCUCCUGACCACUACGUGACGCCCAUCAGACCCAUCCCUGAGAGACACAGCUUCGGCUACCCGCCCCUUCAGCCCCUGACCAAGCGGCCUUUCACCCUCACGCCUAUGGGACCAAUUACAGACCGUCACUUCCUCUCCUCAGCCGGAGCCUUUCAGCCAAUCAGGUUGCAGCCAAAGCAGAAGGAGGACACGUAAGCCCUGACACCCCCUUUCCCCCCAGUGGCACCUUGUGAUAUAGCGUGGUGUGCCAAGGUGCGGCAGUGAUCCCCUGCCGCGUCUCUCACACUUGUAUUGUUAAGAUUUUUAUUCGAGAACCAUAUCAUAUUCUGUAUCAUAACACCGCUAUGUACAUACAUACAUGUAUUUCUGUACAAAGAUGUUCGCUCGCGUGUACGUUGUUCUUCAGUCCAUAAGUACUGUAGUUUGCACCUGCACAAUUUACACACCAAAUGAAUUGUAGUUCAUCGCUGUAUAUAUAAUUAUCAAAAACCAUUAAAUGGCCUUGAAAGUUAAAGGUGUGAGGCUUCCUCUCUCUGCAGACAGGCUCAGGGAGGGGCGCCGCGCGGCCCUCCUGAGAACUCGCCACACACUGUAGUCUAAGCUAUUUUAUUCUCUCUUAUAAAACUAUUUUAUAUGAUGAUAACGUGCUGUAUUAUCACGAGGGGCACAUGAAGCCUCCUCCUUCCCGCUGCGGCCCCGCCAGGACUUUUCCUCCCGUGCUGCCCUGACAGUCAUGGCCACACAGAUUACCUUCUCGUCGCCGCGGAGGCUCCGUGCCAAUCCGCCGGAUGAGUUGGAAAGAGGAAUAUAAAACUUUUGUCAGUAAAAAUGUACACCUUCCCAGCAGACAACCCCUCCUCCCAGCUCCAGGCCAUCUCAAAAAUCUCCCGCGCUGAGCUUCCCUUCUGACGUCCGUAGUCCGCGGCAUUAAGGGCGCCCUGCCACGCUCACACACGUCGCACACCACAUCAAACUAUCGGCCAUGGCUGUCAGCGUUAUGGUUCCUGAAAAUUUGAAACUAGACUUUAUUUUCAUUGCAAAUAAAAUUCUAGUCAUGCAGCACAGCCGAGGCUUGGCGAGGCCCGCGUCCUGAUGGUGCCGCCGCCCUGUGUACCGCCGCGCCACGCCCUGCGCCCCACCCAUCACCCCUCGUGCUCCGAACACUGCCCUGUGGAUGACAACUCAUUACUAACGCACUGCCUUCCUAUCCCAGGUACCGAAGGAGAGUGUAACAAUUACUCACUACUGUUUAUUUUGAAGCUUUAUUGUGUUAUUCGCCAGGUGUAACAAGGUGCACUCACGGCUUCGCAAACCUCAUAAGGACCCAUUCAGUGUUUAGUUACAAAAAUUCACCUAAAGAACAAAUUAUGUCUUUAUCAGAUAACAUCACUUAGUGCAAUCAUUUAUUUUCGGCAUGGAGUUAUUGGCGGCAGUGUGACCUUGAAUGUAGCACCAACCUUCACCCUAUCAUGCCCACGCCUCUCGCCUGUCACCACCAACUGCAUUUCUACCUUCUUCCUCCUCCUAUAUAUCUUUCCAAGUGCGUGUGUGUCCCCUCGCCCUCCCAACCCCUGCUCUGUCAAGGGUCCAGCCAGGGCGUGACGCGUCGGCCUUUAAGUGUCAAUAAAUCCUAACCCGCCC
This is a messenger RNA of Portunus trituberculatus (swimming crab), 2902 nucleotides long. Its product is annotated as homeobox protein SIX3-like. The record is from RefSeq and is a predicted model, not a curated record. The transcript has 2 exons. Gene Ontology annotation, cellular component: transcription regulator complex; nucleus. NCBI's taxonomy places the organism in Eukaryota, Metazoa, Arthropoda, Malacostraca, Decapoda, Portunidae. Gene Ontology annotation, biological process: regulation of transcription by RNA polymerase II. The coding region runs from base 83 to 1456 and encodes 457 amino acids. Gene Ontology annotation, molecular function: RNA polymerase II cis-regulatory region sequence-specific DNA binding; DNA-binding transcription factor activity, RNA polymerase II-specific.